UACUGUUCUCCUGAACGGAAACCCUACGACGCGUUGAAUUAAAACGGACCCCUCAGAUACCGACGUCACGGACGACAAGAUGGCGACCGGGGCCGUCGAUUUCGAUAAGGUGGUUAAAGUGGCCAACGACUGGGUGUUCGAUUUCAUGUUUGCCAGCCUGUGCCAUUACUUCAAAGAGGAGCGGGCGCUGGACUUCCAGAAAACGUGCAGGGCCAUGGAAGUCCUUCUUGAAGGAAUGACUGAUUUGGACAAUGACAGAAAAAAAGCUGUUUUGAUUGCACAGUUCAUAACACGUGUUGCAGAAGGAAAGCAACUUGAUUCGCAGUUUGAAUCAGAUGAAAGGAUUACACCCUUGGAAUCUGCUGUAUUCAUGCUGGAAAAAAUUGAAGAAAAGGAAAAACAUUUAAUAAAUCUUCAAACAGACAUCAAACUUUCUGUGAAAGUUCAGGCAGUGGCAGUUUGCAUGGAAAAGGGAAGAUUUAACACGUCCUCUGAGGUUCUUGACCGUCAGUUUUCAGAAACUGGAUCAUAUAAGUAUUUGAAAAUGAAGUUGGCUAUGAUUGUUCGUAAGAAAGAUCCAUAUCAUGGCUUGCUGCAGAAUAUGAGCUAUAAAACCAUGAUGAAGAAAAUAAACACUUACCUUGACCUUACAUUGAAAGGAAGACAAUCUCCUUUUUUAUUAAAGGUGGCCUCAAAGGUUGUAGAAGCUAAAGACAAAAUUACUACAGGAAUGCAGUCUGGGAAAGAUGGCAGUUUAAGUACUAAUGAAAGAAUAGUGGAAGACGGGGUUUCAUUUUUAUCUGAAGACACUGUAGCAUACCAUACAAAUAAUCCUUGUACAGAAAGCUCACUUGAGGAUAUUGAAGUGGGCAGUCCUUUAAUAGAGAAUGAAAGCCAAAUUGAGCAAGAGAAUGAAAGCCAAAUUGAGCAAGAGAAUGAAAGCCAAAUUGAGCAAGAGAAUGAAAGCCAAAUUGAGCAAGAGAAUGAAAGCCAAAUUGAGCAAGAGAAUGAAAGCCAAACUGAGCAAGAGAAUGAAAGCCAAACUGAGCAAGAGAAUGAAAGCCAAACUGAGCAAGAGAAUAUCAAUGACAAUACUGACCAGAAUCUAAAUACAGUCAUCCCAAGUAUUGACAGAAAAGAAGUUACCGACACAGAUAAACACACUAAAAGGCACCAGAAGCGGUUGUUUUCACUAGAACAACGUACCCCUUGGAAUCCUUACAAACCCUCUGUCUCUAAAAAAUUAAUGAGCAACAUAAAGCUAAGAAAGCGAAGCCAAAAAGUUGCUACGUCUUCGCAAAACAAGUUACCUUCUAAGUCUGCUUCUAAAAGGAAGCAUUGGACCUGGGAAGAAGAUGAACUGCUGAAAAAAGGUGUAAACACAUAUGGAGUUGGAAAUUGGAGCAAAAUUCUUGUGCAUUAUGAAUUUAAUAAUCGGACAGGUGUCAUGUUAAAAGACCGUUGGAGAACCAUGAAGAAAUUAAAUAUUGUUGGCAGUGGCGAUGAAUCAUAAGUGUAACAUUUACUUUCGAGUGUAAAAGUUUCCUUUGCCUUAUCCUGGAAAAAGCCUAGAUACAAUAUUUAUGGUAUACAGGCAUUAACUAGAACCAUGUCUGUAACAAUGUAGCAUACACAGCCCACACCUUAGUGCAGGGGUAGACGCAUUUUGGAACUUGAGAUGUUAUGGACUACAUCUCCCAUAAUGCUCUUACACAUGUAAUGCUGACAAAGUACCAGGGGAUAUGUAGUCCACAACAUCUGGUGGAGUGUUAGAGAGAGCGGAGUUCUACAUACAUAUUUCAUAAAAUGAUAUCUUUCACUAAUUUCUAACAAUUGUGUAUUAGAGUUCUGGUACGUAAACAAUUCAAGCUGUCUGGUAAAGAAGAAGUUAUUUCCUGUGGUCACAAGACUGAGUAGCAUCAACGAAACCAUAACAAUUUUUUCCCUUGAUCCUAUAUUAUUUCUUAUUAUAUAACGCUUUGAUAGCUAUGUGUUUUGCUUUUAUUUUUUUAUAUAUAUUUUAUUUUUGUAUAGCCCACUGUUCAUUUGUGCAUAUAUGUGU
Messenger RNA from Pelobates fuscus (common spadefoot toad), 2062 nucleotides. RefSeq names its product telomeric repeat binding factor 1 (gene TERF1). The record is from RefSeq and is a predicted model, not a curated record. Gene Ontology annotation, molecular function: G-rich strand telomeric DNA binding; DNA binding, bending; double-stranded telomeric DNA binding. The transcript has 12 exons. Gene Ontology annotation, cellular component: nucleus; chromosome, telomeric region; nuclear telomere cap complex. Gene Ontology annotation, biological process: telomere maintenance via telomerase; negative regulation of DNA replication; negative regulation of telomeric D-loop disassembly. Lineage: Eukaryota; Metazoa; Chordata; Amphibia; Anura; Pelobatidae. The coding region runs from base 80 to 1513 and encodes 477 amino acids.